AUGGAGCGGCCCAAAUGGCCGCCCGGCGCCCGCGGCAGGAAGGCGCCGCGGAAGAAGCGCCGCUCUUCCCCGCUGCCGGGGGCGGUCGCCCCCGCCGUCCGCAGCCGGGCGGGCAGCGCGGCCGGCGCCCUCCGGCCCUGCCGCCGCCGCCUCUUCGGCGGCGCUGGCCCCGCGGGGCUGCAGCCGCAGAGCAGCCUGAAGGGAAAAUCCAAUGUGAAAAGCUUACCAAAAAUUAAAGAAAAGUUUGAAGUGACCCAAGUGAGCCAUUCAUCCAAUCAGAGCACUCUAGUGAAUGUCGAAGAGGUGACCACCAUGGAAAAAACUGAAGAGAAAAUGGCAGAGAGCACAGUACUGCUGAAGGAAUCUUCGGUAAUCAACUUUGAAAGUAAAGAAAGUUUGACAAAUGCUGAAGUGACUUCAAGUACAGGAUUGACUCUUCCCACAGGUGUUUCAACCUAUCUACUAGAGUGUUUAGAUGUAGAUUCCACUGCAGACUAUAACACAGGCUCUAAUGACAACACGAACAAUUUCUCAUCCCCUGAAACAUUCAGAUAUGAAGAUGGUUCAGACAGAAGUAACCCUUGCCCUGAGGACUGCAUCAAAUAUAAAAACUCAACUCUCCUGGACUCUAGCAAAGCAAUGGCCAUAGAUAAGAUGCCACAGAUCUCCAAUCUGUCAGCAAUAUUAGAACCAAUGCUGGAGGAUUUUCAAGACCAGUACACUAGAAGAAAUAAACCAUCAAAAUACAAUUACAGUUCUUCAGAAUUAAAUGUUUCAACUGCUCUAGCAGGGAAACGAGUCUGUAAAAUUACAGCUACAAGAGAGAGAACUCCAGACCUAAAAACUGGUAUGCGCUGUUCUUCACCAAUAGGACCAGAAAGAAAGCCUGACAAUCAAACUGCUAAACCCAAGAAGCUGGAGUGCAAGAAAAAAGCUAAAUUGUCUAGUCCUUUAGAAGAUGUAUCAUCAUUCAGUCAGCUUGAAUCUGCCCCAGAAAACACUUCAGCCAAAUCAGUGGAGUUGACAGCACAAGUACUGCCAUCCAAACAGCCUGUUGCUAUGCAAAUGAGUUCCACCAUGCUGGUCGUGGAGAAUAACAAAGCUCUGCUAAAAAAACCUGGUUAUGCUCAGUCUACAGAGCUACAUCCUCCAUGUAACAGAGAAGAAAUCUGCUCCAUUGUUAGAACUUCACCAGGUCAUAGGUCUUCCAGGCUUCCUCGAAUUCCAGUUAAUAGAAAUGUAUUCUGCCUUCCCAAAGGAGUGCCUGAAGAUACUAUUACAAGUACCAAAAAUUGGGUCUACAAUAAACAUAGAUGAGAUUUCUGGUUUUCAGCAAGAGUCAAAAGAAGAAAAAAGGUCUUGCUUCUGUGGCAGGGAGGUGAAAUGAGGGCAAUAAGAAGAAUUACUGGCUGAAUAUUUUUGGCUUAUUCACUUUCUGAAAUUUAGUAUAAUGCUUUGUGAGAGAACUUCAUCAAGGAGAGAAUGCAUGUAUCAUUAAAGUAUUCUGAUGCAGCUCUUCAUGCUUUUGGCUUAAAAAUUAUUAAAUUUGCAACCUGCAACUGCACUUUAUGUAUGUCACAUCAACUGUCCUAAUAAACUCUUUAUUUUCUAGUGCAGACUUGAGGCUUACAUAGCAAUGGACCUCCCCAAUGAAAGAGUGACUGUCUAUUGAGCCUUAUUUGUGUUGCAGGCA
Messenger RNA from Rhea pennata, 1693 nucleotides. RefSeq names its product meiotic kinetochore factor (gene MEIKIN). Gene Ontology annotation, cellular component: kinetochore. NCBI's taxonomy places the organism in Eukaryota, Metazoa, Chordata, Aves, Rheiformes, Rheidae. The record is from RefSeq and is a predicted model, not a curated record. Gene Ontology annotation, biological process: meiotic sister chromatid cohesion, centromeric; homologous chromosome segregation; male meiosis chromosome segregation. The transcript is spliced from 14 exons. Bases 1 to 1317 code for a protein of 438 amino acids.